AUGCCGCUCGUCUGUGUCUUGGGUUCUGGGAUCAUAGGUCUAUCCUCGGCCGAGGCUCUGCUCGACGCUGGCUUCGACGUUGUUGUAGUCGCCCGCGACCUUCCUGGCGAUCCCCCAGGUCUGUCGUGGGCCAGUCCGAGCGCCGGGGCGGUCAUCUAUCCAACCCACUCGCCAGACGCGCAGAGCCGGGAAUUCGAAGAGCAGACUUUCAAACAUUACUGGACCCUGGCACAUCAGGAUCCGACAAGCGGCGCUCAAAUCGUGCCCGUGACGGAGUAUUUUCAAGAACCUAAACCUGAUGCACAGGCCUGGUACAUGAAGGUCAACCCCUUCUAUCGCCACCUUACAGUUGAAGAGCUGCCUGUCGGCGUCAAGGCAGGGGUCACCGUGACAACUGUCGCCGUAAAUCCGCUCAUAUACCUGCCCUAUCUGCAGCGGAAACUGGAAAACCACGGGACGAAAUUCAUUCGCUUCGCAGCCACCGACUUGAAACAGGUGAUGCUGAUGACAGGGGCCGAUAUCCUUGUCAACGCCACGGGCCUCGGUGCCGCGCUGCUCUGUAACGAUGCAGCCGUUGUGCCCAUCCGGGGACGGGCCAUGUUUUUACGCAAUAGACCAAACUGGAAUCAGGUCCUGCUUCGGCAGGACGAUGCGUAUACCUAUGUAAUCCCACGGUUGGGCUCCGGCGGCGUACUCUUCGGCGGCAUCCGACAAGAAGGUAAUGAUAGUGAAAAUGCGGAUCUGAAACUGAGAAAAGACAUCCUGACGCGAGUCAACCAUGUCUCGCGAGGCGCAUUCAAGGACGUGAAUCUAGACACGGACGUCGACGACCUGGUCGGAUUUCGGCCGGGGCGGAAGGGCGGUUAUCGCCUUGAGGCCGACGGGGUUGAUAUUGUUCAUGCUUAUGGCUUUGAUGGCGUGGGAUAUGUCUGUUCGACCGGUGUGGCCCAAAGGGUGGUCAGCCUAGUCAGACGGUUGACGGGGCAGACGGCGAAGCUGUGA
Molecule: messenger RNA, 1002 nt
Organism: Talaromyces atroroseus
Lineage: Eukaryota; Fungi; Ascomycota; Eurotiomycetes; Eurotiales; Trichocomaceae
Exons: 2
Coding region: 1-1002 (333 amino acids)
Molecular function (GO): D-amino-acid oxidase activity; FAD binding
Source: RefSeq, a predicted model, not a curated record